AUGAAUACUUCAAUUCGAUUAAGAACUUUUGGAUCUGAUAAAUUGGACUUUAGUUCUAAUGAUGGUUUUUCUAGUAGCCGAUUAAAAACAUUUUUAAAUAUAAUAAGAAAGUAAAUUUGAGAAGGAUUAUAAUAAAUUCAUAAAAAUGAAUCAACAGCCUCGUCUUGUGCAUAAUUAAUAAAGGGAUUGAUAUAAACAACAUUUCAAGAUAGAUGGAAAAAAAUCCAUUCUUUAGGAUUAUGUAAAUAAUAGAAUAAAUUAAAUACAGAUUUAGUAUUUUGUUCAAUAAUAACAAAAAAUAAUUUGGAAAGAUUAUUUUAAAUUUGUUUAUCAUCUUUACAUUGUUCAAAUGAUGGAUAUUUGUCGAGUGAAGAUGAAUGUAGAAUGAUUAUUAAUGAAAUAUUUUAGAAGUAUCCAAGAUUAAAAUAAUCUAAUUUAAUAGUAGAAAGUUUAAAAAUAUGUUUUACUAAUGUUGUUGAUUUUUAUGAGUGUAGUAAAACUAAAUAAAUAAUAAAAUAAAAUGGGUCAUUAAUAAUUAAAUUUCAAAUAAUUUAUUAUAAGUGAAAUAAUUUUAUUUGGAUUUUAAAUGUUUGAAGUGAGUAAAUCUUAAAUUUAAUAGAAAAAUCCUUAUUUGUAUUUGAAUGAGACAGUAUUGCAUAUAUUAGUGAUUUGGUAUUUUGAUUACAUUCAAUAGAAUAGUAAGAAUUUAUAAAUUUUUUAUCUUAAUAAUGACAAGAGCUCCAUAACAUAUAAUAAUGCACUGAUUUUAAAAUUGGGAUUUAUUAUUUCUUUAUAUAAUUUUUAUUCUAAAUAUAAUAGGAAUUGUAUUGGAUGUUUAAAUGAGGUAGAAUCAUUUUAUUUACACUUAACUUUUAUAAUUCACAUAAUAAAUGAAUCUAUAUAAAAUAGAAAUUUAUCUGUUGUUUAAAUAAGUUUAAAUUAAUUAUAAUCAUGGUAAUGUUUACUUUAAAUACUUCCAGAUCCAACCAGUAAAGCCAUCUUAAUUUUAUAUUAGAGAAUGAAAUGUUAAACAAUAUAUAUUCCUACAAAAGUUGUUAUAAAUUAAUUUCACAGUAUGAGAUCUAUGGAUGGAGAAUAGAAAAUUAUANAAUAUACUCAUAUUUGCAUAAAUUACUGUUCUUCCACUAAAAUAAACAAAUUAUCUUAGAUAAGAAAAUCUAUAAAAACAACAAUUCCUUAUGAAUACUUCAAUUCGAUUAAGAACUUUUGGAUCUGA
Molecule: messenger RNA, 1237 nt
Organism: Paramecium sonneborni
Lineage: Eukaryota; Ciliophora; Oligohymenophorea; Peniculida; Parameciidae
Source: the annotation of a GenBank genome assembly